CACAAUGCACCGGCAGUCCGCGGGAAACCAAAAUGGCGAAGGGUUGUAGCGAAGUGGGCUGUGUUUGAGGCCGCUGUAAGAAAGCUCACUCUACCCCCCCAACCUUCGUCCCCAGGACCUCGGUUUGUGCGUGUGUAUGUGCGGGGUGCCCGGUGGGGCGGGUGCCCGGUAAGUGCUCGGACUCGCAGGGGAAGCGCCCACGGGGUCGUGAUUGGUUGUUUUUUCCUGUAUGAAGCGGUUGGCACCACUGAAGUGACCGAAUGAGAGACUCUACAGGGGCAGGUAAUUCACUGGUCCACAAGCGGUCUCCUUUACGUCGAAACCAAAAGACCCCAACAUCCUUGACCAAGCUGUCUUUACAGGAUGGACAUAAAGUCAAAAAGCCAGCAUGUAAAUUUGAAGAGGGUCAGGAUGUCCUAGCUAGAUGGUCAGAUGGCUUGUUUUAUCUUGGAACUAUCAAAAAGAUAAACAUAUUGAAACAGAGCUGCUUCAUCAUAUUUGAAGACAGUUCUAAAUCCUGGGUUCUCUGGAAGGACAUUCAAACAGGAGCCACUGGAAGUGGGGAAAUGGUCUGUACAAUAUGUCAAGAAGAGUAUUCAGAAGCUCCCAAUGAAAUGGUUAUAUGUGAUAAGUGUGGCCAAGGAUAUCAUCAGUUGUGUCACACACCUCAUAUUGAUUCCAGUGUGAUUGAUUCAGAUGAAAAAUGGCUCUGUCGACAGUGUGUUUUUGCAACAACAACAAAGAGGGGUGGUGCGCUUAAGAAAGGACCAAAUGCCAAAGCAUUGCAAGUCAUGAAGCAAACAUUACCCUAUAGUGUGGCAGACCUUGAAUGGGAUGCAGGUCAUAAAACCAAUGUCCAGCAAUGUUACUGCUAUUGUGGAGGCCCUGGAGACUGGUAUUUAAAGAUGCUACAGUGCUGCAAAUGUAAACAGUGGUUUCAUGAAGCUUGUGUGCAAUGCCUUCAAAAGCCAAUGCUAUUUGGAGACAGGUUUUAUACAUUUAUUUGCUCUGUCUGCAGUUCUGGACCAGAAUACCUCAAACGUCUACCAUUACAAUGGGUAGAUAUAGCACACCUAUGCCUUUACAACCUAAGUGUUAUUCACAAGAAGAAAUACUUUGAUUCUGAACUUGAGCUUAUGACAUACAUUAAUGAAAACUGGGAUAGAUUGCACCCUGGAGAGCUGGCAGACACACCAAAAUCUGAAAGAUAUGAGCAUGUUCUGGAGGCAUUAAAUGAUUACAAGACCAUGUUUAUGUCUGGGAAAGAAAUAAAGAAGAAGAAGCAUUUGUUUGGGUUGCGAAUUCGUGUUCCUCCUGUGCCACCAAAUGUGGCUUUCAAAGCAGAGAAAGAACCUGAAGGAACUUCCCAUGAAUUUAAAAUUAAAGGCAGAAAGGCAUCCAAACCUAUAUCUGAUUCAAGGGAAGUAAGCAAUGGCAUAGAAAAAAAAGGAAAGAAAAAGUCUGUAGGUCGUCCACCUGGCCCAUAUACAAGAAAAAUGAUUCAGAAAACUGCUGAGCCACCUUUGGAUAAAGAAUCAAUUUCAGAGAAUCCUACUUUGGAUUUACCUUGUUCUAUAGGGAGAACUGAGGGAACUGCACAUUCAUCCAAUACCUCAGAUGUGGAUUUCACGGGUGCUUCCAGUGCAAAAGAAACUACCUCGUCUAGUAUUUCCAGGCAUUAUGGAUUAUCUGACUCCAGAAAAAGAACUCGUACAGGAAGAUCUUGGCCUGCUGCAAUACCGCAUUUACGGAGGAGAAGGGGUCGUCUUCCAAGAAGAGCACUCCAGACUCAGAACUCAGAAAUUGUAAAGGAUGAUGAAGGCAAAGAAGAUUACCAAUUUGAUGAACUCAACACAGAGAUUUUGAAUAACUUAGCAGAUCAGGAGUUACAACUCAAUCAUCUAAAAAACUCCAUUACCAGUUAUUUUGGUGCUGCAGGUAGAAUAGCAUGUGGUGAAAAAUACCGAGUAUUGGCUCGUCGGGUGACACUUGAUGGAAAGGUGCAGUAUCUUGUGGAAUGGGAAGGAGCAACUGCAUCCUGACUGUAGGACUGAACAUUAUGUUCACUGCACUCUCAUUUUCUGUAGGUACAGUUCAAAGCCCUAAAGGAGUCUGGCUUUUACUAUCUUUCUUAAAAAAAAAAAAAAAAGGUAAAAAAAAAAAAAUCACAUAAGGAGAUAAUACUAGCCUUAACAUGUACUUGUCAAUGUUAUGGAUAUUGUCAUAAAAAGAUAUCUUUUAAAAAUCAGAACAGAGACUUAAUUUUUUAAAUCUUAAGAUUUGUAGAAUGUUUCUAGGAUAGGAUAUUAAAAAUGAUUCAAACCGAUGCAUGGUGUUAGAUAAUUUUUCUAAUUAUUCCAUUGAGUCAGUUUUUGUGGUUAGUGGUUAUCAGAGCAAACCUAUCAUGUAGAUAGCACAAGUAUUUGGAGAAACAUUGUCUGUUUUGUUACCAAAAUGUUGGAAAAAAUUUAUUUCAAUACCUUUUAGAAUUCAUAAAGUGCAGUGUAUAUAAUGCCUACUAAAAGACUGUAAAAUAUUGAAAUUUUCUUUCAAAGUGUAAAAAAUAUAUUGAGCCUGUAAAUUGCUCUGUGACUAGACUUCAUUGUCGUCUUAAUAUAUUCUUUGCAUGUACAUAUAUAUACACACGUGUGUAUAUAUAUGUGUGUGAUUGAUUAUGUGACCUAUGCAAUACAAAUUAUGGGAAUGGGCAGCUUUGGAGUAUAUAUCCCAUAAUUCUUUUUUCAGGAAUAGUUGCAGUAUUUACACAGCAGCAUUUCUUCUCAGGCUUUUAUUGGGUGCUGUUGCUUGCUAUGUAUGAAGAGAAAUGUGUCAAACAAGUUUAGUGUGUUCUGAAGAAGGGUGUGAACAACAGUGUUCAUGGGCUUUUUCGAAUGCUUUUCACUUUCAGUCCUUGUAACUCAGCUGUUCAGUACCUAAAACAAAUUCAAAUAGUAUGAAUAUUAUCUCCUACUAGAAGUAACGUUUUCAAGUUUUCAUGGCACAUUAUGAUUGUAAAUGUCUCUCAGUUUUAACAGUAAGUCUAUAGGAGUCCCGUGAAGAUUCCUGAAAUGUCUGUAGUAACUGUUAGUCAUGUUGAAUAAGUAUAGUAUGAACAAAGUAUUUUAUUGCACAGGGUUAACAAACAGUAUGUUGCCUGCAGAGGCAACUGCUGUUUUAUUACAACAUUACCUCUUGUUUUUAUACAGCGUACCAAGAUUUAAAUUGAUAACUUUAUUUUACAUGUGUUAAAAAAAAAAAAACGGUUUCUUUUAGCACCAGUGUUAGAGCUGUCUUCUGUUUCUUUUUGUUUUGUUUUGUUUGUUUGUUUUCUUUUUUAGCCAAAGAGUAAACAGAAGAAUAUUCUUAUUUUGGUGGCUAUUCAUUUUACUCUUAAAAGUGAUUGGUGGAUUUUAGCCUAAAAAUUGGAGAAUUUGCCACCAAAAUGAAAAAUAUGUAAAGUGUAGUGAUUACAGAGCGGUUAAAAAUGUGGGUUAGUACUUAUUUAUUCCAUUGAUUGAUUAUUUGACUGUUUAUAAGAAAGUUGCUUUAUUUCUUUAAACAUCUUCAAAAGAUGACCUUUUCUUGUCACAUUAUAGCCAAAAGAAGCAGAGAACUUCGUAGUCCUGCAUUUGGUUCCUGGUUGGCCAGGUAUAAAUGAGCUUUACAAAAGUGCAAAUUAAGAACUGUCACUUCUGUUUACCUCCACCAAAACUUGAUUUUCCCCUAGCUAUUAAUUUAAAGUUGCCUUUCCUGCAGCUGCAAUAUUUUGAAUAACACACAGAGUUUGUGUUGAUUUUGAAUGUUUGUUUAUAUCUAGGGGUAAUGGAAAAUGUAAAUCCCGUGUAACCUUAUUCACUCCACGUGUAUCAUAUUAUUUCAUUUUUCCCAAAGUCCUUUAAUUCUAACUGAACACCAGCAGUAUUUUUAGUAAUUCUUUUUUUAGCAUACCUGGAAGAUGAUUUAUUAAGCUGAACUGUCUUUAGACAUAAUUAUUGUGAAUGUCUGUUUUAUUUUAUCAUGGUGGUUCACAUGGCUCUGAUGUUCAGUUUGUAUUUUUGGAAUUGCUUUACUUAGAUUAAAACAGACCAACAUUAAAUGUGUGUAUUUUUUAAAGAGCUAAUGAGUUUUGCUUCUGUAUUUGCCUGAAAAUACACACUGGUGCAGUAGAUGACGGCUUUUAUUUAGCCGGGGAGACAAAGAGUUCUAGUUCCAUUGUAAAUAUAUUCACUUGAAUUAAUCUUUAUAAAACUUUGCUUUCAUUUUCCUCUUGUCCCCCAAAUAAAUAUUAAUAAUUAUUGCAUGUUCAUCUUAAAUGAUCCUGUAAAGAAGUAAACUAUGUUUAGCAUCUUGUACACUUUAUACUUGAAAGACAAUAUAUCUUCCUGUAUCUACCCUGUCCCCAAACUUCAAAAAAAUUCAGACUUUUCAACUGUGAUUUCUUUUCAUCUUACGUAUAUACAAGGUGUCAGGGUUCAUGUAAAAGGAUUUCCUGGUUUUUUUUUUUCCUUGAAAAGCUUUGCCCCAGGCUACAGAAAGAAAAGAUGUAGAAAUAAUAUACCUUAUUCAUUUAAAUUCCAUUUUUAUUCAAAACAAAUAUAUUUUAUAAAUACCCUGAUAGUCAUGGAUAAAUAUGGAUUCUUAGGCCUUUAGGUGAUCAAACUAGAUCAGAAUAUGAACUAUCAGAGUUAUUCUAUAGAUUCUAAUGUGGGAGUGAUUAAGACAGAUCUUGCUGGAUAUAUUUUGUUACUAAAUGUUUAACAGAACUGAAUGUUCACUGAUAUGUGAGUUGAGGGUAUUUUUCCAUGUUUUAUUUUGCAAGGUAUGUUUGGUUUCUAUUGUGUAUGUAUUAAGAUUUCUGUUAGUGUUGGUGUAGAACUAAUUCUGUGUUUUGGGCUACUUGAUUGAGUUUUUAUUAGGUACUGUUAAGUUUUGGUUGGAACCUGAUCUGACUUGUAUAGUUAUAGCAGACUUUUAUAAUCUGGUUCUAGAGUUGUUUGAAUGAGAAUGUAAUGGCAAAAGAAGAUGUCUGUGCAACGUUGGGAAAUAGUAAAAAUGCCUUCUUUGCGUGAAGAAGUUUUCCUUUUUAAUUAUAUUUGAGUACCUCUAUGAAUAU
Molecule: messenger RNA, 5113 nt
Organism: Balaenoptera ricei (Rice's whale)
Lineage: Eukaryota; Metazoa; Chordata; Mammalia; Artiodactyla; Balaenopteridae
Gene: MTF2
Product: metal response element binding transcription factor 2
Exons: 15
Coding region: 261-2042 (593 amino acids)
Biological process (GO): regulation of DNA-templated transcription; chromatin organization
Cellular component (GO): nucleus
Molecular function (GO): DNA binding; chromatin binding
Source: RefSeq, a predicted model, not a curated record